AUGCCACUUCAUUGGCCUGUCCAGGCAACUUUCUGCUUUGGCUCAAGUGUUCAGAUUUCUCUAUUACGCUGUAUCGCUUCCGGUGCUGUCUUCUAUGUAGAGCUUGGCUGUCCGGCUCUAAGAGUAGUCCGUAGGCAGGUCAAAUGUUUCAACGAGCGUGGCUAUGUUCAAGACGAGGCCUCCGAGUUGCAUGUCAUAAACAACACCGGAUGCAGCCCAGUGGCAGGGGAACCGCUUCUAUGA
Molecule: messenger RNA, 243 nt
Organism: Protopolystoma xenopodis
Lineage: Eukaryota; Metazoa; Platyhelminthes; Monogenea; Polystomatidea; Polystomatidae
Source: the annotation of a GenBank genome assembly